This is a messenger RNA of Leishmania major strain Friedlin, 2322 nucleotides long. RefSeq names its product putative ATP-dependent RNA helicase. Gene Ontology annotation, cellular component: nucleolus. Bases 1 to 2322 code for a protein of 773 amino acids. Gene Ontology annotation, molecular function: ATP binding; nucleic acid binding. Lineage: Eukaryota; Euglenozoa; Kinetoplastea; Trypanosomatida; Trypanosomatidae. The transcript has a single exon. The record is from RefSeq and is a predicted model, not a curated record. Gene Ontology annotation, biological process: maturation of LSU-rRNA from tricistronic rRNA transcript (SSU-rRNA, 5.8S rRNA, LSU-rRNA).
AUGGGCAUCAAGGGACGCCGAAAAAAGCUGCGCCAACGUGAGGAGCUGGCACGGCAGCAGCAAGCGCAGGGGUGCGGCAGUGUGGACGACGACGAGGCUGAGGGCGUCGGCGACGGUCUUGCUAGCAGGGUCGUUGCGAUGGGCGACGGCCCCUUUCGCCUCCCUGUGGAUGCCAUGGGCCAGCUGAAGAUGAAGAAGAGUGACUUUUUCCGAAUGCAAGACAUGGAGGUGCUGGAGCAGAUGCAGGAGGAGCAUCAGUGCCGUCGGAAGCAGUCGCAGUUCGGGGCGCUGGUGGCCGGUGGCGGCAGCGCCAGUCGCAAGCGGCGCCGCGGCGCUGCGGAAGACUCCGUGGUGGAUGUUGCGGAAGAAGUGGAGAAGAGCUACCUCGGGCACCAAUAUGCGCACGAAGAUCUGUUCGAGGACCCGAAGGGCGCCACAUCCGGCCAUCAGUCGACGACGCUAUCCUCCGCAACAGCUGGCGCACCAGGCGACAGAGGUUCAGCUCAGACACGCAAGGGAAGGGACGCAUCUUCGAAGGCUGAAGUGCUCGACAAUCAGGAGGAGGAACAGGUGGAUCUUAUCCAGCAGCGGCGCAAGGCCGCCCACGGCGCCGCCUUCUGCCAUCCACUGAUCGGCCUCGACCCUGUUGUCGUCGAUGCCCUGCAGAAAAAUGGCUUCCACCGCAUGACCCGCAUCCAGGAGCGCAGCAUCCCGUACGCGCUGGAGGGCUACGACCUUCUCGGUCAGGCGCGUACCGGCUCUGGCAAAACUCUCGCCUUCUGCGUACCGCUUCUCCACCUAGCCAAGAACACGGCAAACAAAUACCCACACGCCACUGUAGGGCUGCUGCUGGCCCCCACCAAAGAGCUGUGCGUGCAGACGCACUCGGUUCUGUCGACGUUGUGUAAGCACAUUGCAGCCGUGCCGGUCACCGCUGGUGGGGCUCAGUUUCACGUGCAGCUCAUUACGGGUGGCACGAAGGUCAGCGAGGAGCGCCGGCGUCUCAUGUCGGGGAUGGCGUCCAUCGUCGUUGGCACACCUGGCCGAAUCCAUGAUCACGUUCUCCAUUGCAAGGGGUGGGACUUGUCGCGACUGCGCCUUCUCGUGCUGGAUGAGGCGGACCGCAUGCUGGCUGACGGCUUCCAGCGCGACCUCGACGCCGUCAUCACACGCAUCCCGAAGGGGCGGCAGACGUUCUUGUUCUCGGCCACCAACUCCAAGUCGGUGCAUGAGCUUGCCCGCCUCUCCCUCUCGCGUCUUCCGCUCUUCGUUGGCACCGCUGGCGAUGCCCCUUCUGUGGUGGACAUGGGCGACGCUGAGACAGCAGAGGCAAGCGCGAGCAUGGCACCCUACCGCGUGUAUCACGACCCCGACGAGGACGGCGAAGAAGUGGAGGACAAGGAGCACGGGCGCAAGGAUGAGGGCGAUACCGAUCCCUGCAGCGAGGACGCCGCCGGAGAAGCGGACGCGAUUCCAUCGACGCUGCGCCAAUUCGGUUACAUUGUGCCGUCGCAAGACCGCCUGCGUGCGCUGUACACCUUUGUGAAGCAGGUGGCGCGCCGUGCGAAGGCAAUGGUCUUCUGCUCCACCGUCGCGAGUGCCAUCUUUCACUGCCAGAUGAUGGGCUCCGUUGGGUUCCACGAUGACACUGUGAUGCUGCACGGCCACAUGAAGCACCGCCAGCGUGUGCAGACGUUUCAAAUGUUCACCGAGUGGAAGACAGGGGUGCUAUUCUGCACCGAUGUCGCAGCGCGUGGUCUGGACAUCCCGCACGUGUCGUGGAUUCUCCAGUACGACCCGCCUUUGGAUCCGACGGAGUAUAUCCACCGCAUCGGACGCACGGCGCGCGCCGGCACUGUGGGUAGCUCGCUUCUCUUUCUCACGCCCGAAGAGGCGCCGUUUGUGCGCUACCUCGCCAACUACGGCAUCCACAUGGAGAAGUAUCCCAUGCCAGAGAAACUGCCACGCAUCCAGGAAAAGCUGGAGCACGUGCUGCAGCUGGACGAGGUGGUCGCCAAGAGCGCUGUGACGGCGUUUCGCGCACACGUUGGUGCCUAUCAGAGCCAUAUCCUAAAGGAAACCUUCGAUGUGCACCGGCUGGACCUCGAAGCGUUGUCCAAGGCAUUCGCGCUGACUGCGGUGCCGCAUGUGACGCUGCCUCGUAACACGGAGGAGGAGAAGCGGAAGGAGUACAUCAAAGGUCGGCUCAAGUCGCUGAACCGGCGCCGCUUGGACGCGCUGCGCCACUACGAGGCCAACAAGACGCGUCCACAAUGGGAAAACGGGACUUUCGUUGGUGUCUCACGUCCUUUCAUGAACUGA